Messenger RNA from Colletotrichum godetiae, 1674 nucleotides. RefSeq names its product glycolipid 2-alpha-mannosyltransferase. The record is from RefSeq and is a predicted model, not a curated record. Gene Ontology annotation, biological process: cell wall mannoprotein biosynthetic process; protein N-linked glycosylation; protein O-linked glycosylation. Gene Ontology annotation, cellular component: membrane; Golgi apparatus. Lineage: Eukaryota; Fungi; Ascomycota; Sordariomycetes; Glomerellales; Glomerellaceae. The coding region runs from base 248 to 1429 and encodes 393 amino acids. Gene Ontology annotation, molecular function: alpha-1,2-mannosyltransferase activity. The transcript is spliced from 4 exons.
ACUCUUCAAUCUGGCCUAGUGAUCAACAAAUCUCCCUUCCACACCACCGAACGGCCUUCAAAAACCGACGGCACGAGCCGCAACCGAGGAAUCUUACACUACCCGAUCGACUUCGACGACCUGGCUUUUCCGCUAGCCGUUGACUAUUUGCGCAAACGUCGAACCUGACAUUGCUCGACGUCGAGAUACCUCCGCUCUCCCACAUCCUUCCCACGAUCGCUAGCUUGCUUCCACUCCAUCGGCCAACAUGGCGGUCGCCCGCCCAGUUCGAGCUCUGGCAUUAGCUGCCGUGAUGCUUUGGUGCUUCUUCCUUUAUCAGAUCUUUGGCCCCGAAAGGCCGAUAAGCCAGAAGCCAGUGCGCUACGGUAAUGGAAGGGACCCCAACCUUGAUCCUACCGGCGAGCCUCAAGGUGUUCUAACAUAUGUCUCCGACAAAUAUGCCCCCGGCAUCGAGGAUUCUGCUCGUAUCAACGCUACCCUGCUGGCGCUGGUCAGGAACGAGGAGCUGGAUGGAAUGAUCCAAUCCAUGGUCGAUCUCGAGAGAACCUGGAACCACAAGUUCAACUACCCUUGGACAUUCUUCAACGAGGUUCCCUUCAGCGAGGAAUUCAAGAGGAGGACCCAGGCGGCCACCAAGGCUGAGUGUAGAUACGAACUCAUCCCCAAAGAGCACUGGGAGAUGCCGUCGUGGAUCAACAAAGACCUGUACGAAGAAUCCGUCAAGAUUCUCAAGGAAAACGACAUUCAAUACGCCGAUAAGGUUUCGUACCACUCCAUGUGCCGCUGGAACAGUGGCAUGUUUUACAAGCACCCUGCCUUGCAGCACACCAAGUACUACUGGCGUGUCGAACCCAAGGUCCAUUUCUUCUGCGACGUUGAUUACGAUGUCUUCCGCUACAUGCAGGACAACAACAAGACAUAUGGUUUCACCGUCAACCUGUACGACGCGCCCAAGUCCAUCCCGACGUUGUGGCCCGAGACCAGAAAGUUCCUCGCGCAGCACCCCGAAUACCUUCACGAGAACAACGCAAUGGACUGGCUCACCGAUAAGGCUGGUCGUCCCGAGAACCACGUUGAUGCGAACGGCUACUCUACCUGUCAUUUCUGGAGCAACUUUGAGAUUGCCGAUAUUGACUUCUGGCGGAGUCAAGCGUAUGAGGACUACUUCCAACAUCUGGACCGCGCUGGAGGUUUCUUCUACGAGAGAUGGGGCGAUGCUCCUGUCCAUAGCAUUGCUUUGGGUCUUUUUGAGGACAAGUCCAAGAUCCACUGGUUCCGCGAUAUUGGGUACCAGCACAUUCCCUUCUUCAACUGUCCCAACUCGAACAAGUGCAAGGGCUGUGUGAAGGGUCGCUUCACUGAUGGUGAGGCCUGGCUGCACAAGGACGACUGUCGCCCGAACUGGUUCAAGUAUGUCGGCAUGGACUAAACAACCGAAGUGGUUUCAAAGCACGAUUGCUGUUCUAUGUAAUUUUUGGUUGGCACCGAUUGGGGAUUUCCAGGGAAGCAUCUGGGUACAUUGGUGUUGGGCGUCUGCGGAACAUCCACGCGUGUGUGUAGAUUACCACGGAGUCAGAGACGGACAUGACUCUGUAUGAUUUGGAAGAUUUUGUUAGAUACGUGAACGUCCGGAAUGACGAUACCUCAUCACUGUUGCGGUGAUAUCAUAGCGAU